AUGUUCGCAUACGUCAUCGAGAAGUACAUCAAGCCGGAGGAGCUGCCGUCUCGGUUGGUCGAGUGGGAGGAACCGAAGCCGGGCGAGGACGAGGUCUUGGUGGAUGUGCAUUACGCAGGGUUGAACUUCUUCGACAUCUUGCAAGUGCAGGGCAAGUACCAGAACAAGCCUCCAUUCCCCUGGAUCGCCGGCGUCGAGUUCUCCGGCGUCAUCUCCGCCAACUCCCCCAUUCCCGAAGGCUGCGACUUCAUCCCAGGCAAGACGCGCGUCUUCGGCGCCGGCCAAGGCUCCUACGCCGAGAAGAUCAAGAUCGACUGGCGGACUUUGCUCGAGGUCCCUUCGACGAUGGGUAUGGACGAGGCGGCGGGACUGUACAUCACGUUCCCGACGUCGUAUGCGGCGCUUGUGACGCGCGCGAAUACGCAGGAGGACGACUGGGUGCUUGUGCACGCUGCCGCUGGAGGAGUCGGCCUCGCCGCCGUCCAGAUCGCCAAAGCGCUCGGAGCGAAAGUCAUUGCAACCGCAGGCUCGUCCGCCAAACUCGACGUCGCGAAGCAGUUCGGCGCAGACUACGGGAUCGACUACACGAAGGAGGGGUGGCAGAAGGAGGUGAUGGAGAUCACGGAGGGUCACGGAGUCGACGUAGUCUACGAUCCGGUCGGCAUGAUCGUCCCGUCGCUCAAGUGCAUUGCUUGGAACGGCCGCCUCGUCGUCGUCGGAUUCGCCGCCGGCUCAAUCGAGAAGAUCCCUGCCAACCUCCUCCUGCUCAAGAACUGCUCGGCGAUGGGUGUCUUCUGGGGCGCCUACGUGAAGAACGAGCCCAACGUCGUCCCCGAAGUCUGGGGCGCGCUGCUCGACAUGUUCGAGAAGAAGCAGAUCCGUGGGACCGUCUUUGAGAAGCUCUACGACGGACUUGCGGCGGUGCCGGAGGGCUUGAGGGCGUUGGGGAGCAGGGAGACUUGGGGGAAGGCGGUCGUGAAGGUCCAGGGUGGAAGGGAGGGGAAGCUGUAG
Messenger RNA from Rhodotorula toruloides NP11, 1011 nucleotides. RefSeq names its product zinc-binding alcohol dehydrogenase. The record is from RefSeq and is a predicted model, not a curated record. Gene Ontology annotation, cellular component: mitochondrion. Lineage: Eukaryota; Fungi; Basidiomycota; Microbotryomycetes; Sporidiobolales; Sporidiobolaceae. The coding region runs from base 1 to 1011 and encodes 336 amino acids. Gene Ontology annotation, molecular function: oxidoreductase activity; zinc ion binding. The transcript has 8 exons.